AUGAGCAAAGCAUACCUGCCGGAGCUAAAAAAAUUUAUGGACAAAAAACUAUCAUUGAAAUUAAAUGGUGGGAGGCCCAUCCAAGGAAUAUUGCGGGGGUCUGAUCCAUUUAUGAAUCUUGUGGCUGAUGAAUGUGUAGAGAUGGCACCAGGUGGCCAACAGAACAAUAUUGGAAUGGUAGUGAUCCAAGGAAACAGUAUCAUUAUGUUAGAAGCCUUGGAACAAGUAUAAGGAAUGAAACACCCAAGAUGCCAUGGGUCUCCUCUGAUCCUUUACAUUCUGAGGAGCCUCCUUUUUUUUUAUUUGAUACAUAAGAUAUCAUUGUAUAUUCUUUGUUUAACUUUUUAAAAAUAAACUUUUUGUAAGAUGUUUAGAUAUUUUCUUUCUCUUGGGUAAUCCUAUAAGGAAAACCACAUAGUAACAAUGCCUUUUAAACAAUUCUUCAGUUUUGUUUGAUGCUACAAGUUAAGGAUAAUCAGCGAGUACCUUUAAAUUUAAAAGUACUAAACUGAAACCCAGGAAACUAUUUACAAAAGUAAUAUUUUGGCCAUUUUGGCUUUUGUAUUCAUAUUUCUACAGGUAAAAUAAAAAAUACUGGACAGAGAAAAAUACUUUUAGGGGUGCUAUUUGGUUGAAAAGUCACAUAAACUGAGAAUUUUAGAGAAAUGUUACCUUUUUGGUUUUAUUUGGGGGAGAAGGGUAUAAAAAUGACAAUAAAUACUUGUUGGGUUAGUCCAGGAGAGCAAACACUGGGCCCAAUAGACUGUAAGCUCCUUGAAGGCAGUCAUUAACUCAUUUUGUUUCUGUAUCUCCAGAACCUAGAACAGUGCCUGGCACAAAGAAAUAUACAUUGAACUGAACUGAAUUCAGCUAAAUUGAAUUGAAUUGAGGGCUUUCGUCAGCAUUUCUUCUGGAAAGGAUAAAAGUUGAACUUCUUUAAAAUAAAAAAU
Molecule: messenger RNA, 950 nt
Organism: Monodelphis domestica (gray short-tailed opossum)
Lineage: Eukaryota; Metazoa; Chordata; Mammalia; Didelphimorphia; Didelphidae
Source: RefSeq, a predicted model, not a curated record